UUAGGAUGAUGGCUGGGGCCAGCUUAAGGAUGGUAUUUAAAACCCAGUUGAGCAGAAUGUGGCGAGCUACGUUUCUGCUUGAGAGGUUAGUCCCUCAAGGCGCUCGGUAGUCCGCGUCCGUUUCCUUGGAGACGGACAGCCCGGUCUCGCUGGAAGUUUGAGCGGCCUAGGUUACCACGUGGUCCACGCUCAGACAAAAGAGUUGCAGAAGCCGAAUAAAUAGGCAUCGCAAGAGAUCGGAGCCCCGCGGACUCACAACUCUUCUUCCAUUUUCCCCAAUGGCCCAUGUCUUUCCAAAACCCAACCGCUCUGGGAUUCGCUCCACAGUCCACAACUUCCAGAUUCUGGAUUAUGUUCCAUGGCAGCGGUCCAAGCAGAAAACCAAGCCAUCUACUCUGCCUCCAGUCCUACAAUCCAGAGGCCACAAGAAGAGCAGAGUGAAGGCUUUGACUAGUGUCCCGCCAGCGUUGCAUUCCAAGUCCUCCACGUCGAUGACAAGCCAGCUGAGGCAGCCACAAGAAAUGCACAGAGAGAAGCUGGACUCUGGGAAGGCACAGGCCAAAAUCCGGCUAAUGAAGACGUUGCUCAGGAACGAGCGAAACUCACUCCAGGAGCUGUGCAGCCAUGAGGUCUUCCUCACCACGCUCAACUGGGAGCUGGUCAAGGCCAUCCAGGACAUGGAGGACAGCUCGGCCCUGAACGCGCGCGCGAUGCUGCAGCAGCAGGACAUCCUCGCGACCAUCGUGGACAUCUUGGAGUGCUCCAACAAGAAGAAGCUGCGGCAGCUGACGUGUGAACUGAAGGAGUGGGAGGAGAAGGAGGAAUCCAAGAUGAAGCACCUGGAGCAGCAGGUGGAACAGCUGAACGCCACGAUCGAGAAGACCCAGAAGGAAGUGAACUUCCUGAGCACGUACAUGGACCGCGAGUACCCUGUCAAGUCGGUCCAGAUUGCCAACCUUGUGCGCCAGCUGCAGCAGAUAAAGGACAGCCAGCAGGAUGAGCUGGAUGACCUUAAUGAGAUGCGCAGAAAGGUCCUGGAGUCUUUGUCCGAGCAGAUUCAGAGGAAGAAGAAAAACCUUCUGAGAUCUCUGGUGGUGAAAAACCAGCAGCGCCAUCAGGAGGCUCUUCUGCAGAAGAUCCGGGAUGGGCAGGACAUGCUGAAAUGCAGGGGCAAGUUCAGAGAAUUUAUCAGCCAGUUUGAGGAGGAAAUACCCAUCCUAAAGGCCGAGGUGGGGCGGCUCAAGGUCCAAGUCCAAGAGCCCCGAGAGACCGUGUUUGCGGAUGUUCUGCUUCGGAGACCCAAGUGCCCCCCAGACAUGGACGUCAUCCUCAACAUCCCUGUGGAGGAACUGCUCCCCUUCUAGAUGGCGGGCCAUGGGCCACCCUUCCCUCCCUGCUCUUUCCCCCAUACCUGGAGCCUUGACUUGUCUCCUUCCACGGCCACGUGUCCACUCAGACCCUGGUCUGCCCUCUCUCCCUUCCUCCCUCUCUUCCUUCCUUUCUUCCUUUCUCCCUCCCUCCCUCUCUCCCCCCACCCUUCCUCUCCUUUCCUUCCUUCCUCCCUCUCUCCCUUCCACCUUCCUCUCCUUUCUUCCCUCCCUCUUUCCCCCCACCCUUCCUCUCCUUUCCUUCCUCCCUCUCUCCCUUCCGCCUUCCUCUCCUUUCUUCCCUCCCUCUUCCUCCCCACCCCUCCUCUCCUUUCCUCCCUCCCUCUCUCUCCCCCUCCCCCUCCCCCCUUCCUCUUUUCUUUCUGGCUGGUGCAGCUGCUUGGGCCAGGUGUGCAUUCCCAGUGAAGCGUGCCAUUUCUUUUUACCAAUAAAGCUGGCUUUGCAUUUGCUC
Messenger RNA from Panthera uncia (snow leopard), 1839 nucleotides. It is a transcript of the gene CA3H20orf96, whose product is annotated as chromosome A3 C20orf96 homolog. The record is from RefSeq and is a predicted model, not a curated record. The coding region runs from base 279 to 1364 and encodes 361 amino acids. NCBI's taxonomy places the organism in Eukaryota, Metazoa, Chordata, Mammalia, Carnivora, Felidae. The transcript has 11 exons.